Salvelinus sp. IW2-2015 is the source of this 4741-nucleotide messenger RNA. It is a transcript of the gene ret, whose product is annotated as ret proto-oncogene receptor tyrosine kinase. Gene Ontology annotation, molecular function: ATP binding; transmembrane receptor protein tyrosine kinase activity; calcium ion binding. NCBI's taxonomy places the organism in Eukaryota, Metazoa, Chordata, Actinopteri, Salmoniformes, Salmonidae. The record is from RefSeq and is a predicted model, not a curated record. Bases 225 to 3563 code for a protein of 1112 amino acids. Gene Ontology annotation, cellular component: axon; signaling receptor complex; plasma membrane. The transcript is spliced from 20 exons. Gene Ontology annotation, biological process: cell surface receptor protein tyrosine kinase signaling pathway; positive regulation of kinase activity; protein phosphorylation.
UACAGACGGUCAAGCAGCAAAAGCUGCAGAGACCAGCCCAAUGGGACAGGCACUCCGUCAAUGUACUUCAUUGUUUGCCCAGAGGAGCUGUGUGCGGGAAAACUAAUACAUUACUCUUGCUUACGUUUUUAUCCAUAGGUUCUCUACCGUUUUUUUUAUACCAGUGGUCUCUACGCGUGAUUUUUGAUUAUUCAUCCUUCAACUUUCACUUAUGAUUGGCGAUUAUGGGGCAAACGUGUGGUUUCUCUGUGGGAAACAUCGUUUUGGUCCUCCUGCUGUUGUGUGAAGGGUCAGUUGGGCUCUACUUCCCCCAGAAUCAGUACAAGGAGACUGUGUACGUCGGGCAGUCUGCAGGGACACCCGUGCUCCAGGUCCACGCCAUGGUGGAGAGCAACUCUCAACGGCCCCACUUCUACCUGUGCUACCUGAGGCCUCCAACCUAUGCCCCGUGGUUCCACCUGGACGAGACCACAGGGAUACUCUCCAUGAAUAAGACCCUGGAGUGGAGCGACUUUGACUCUGCAUACAAGUUUUGGAAGCUGCCGCUGAGUGUCAUUGCUGCGACCAGACCAUUGAAGAAGUUCCUCUGUGGCCUCAGCCACCCCACCGUACAAGUCAGCCUGACCUUCAUCAAUGACACGGCGCCACCGUGUGGCCAGACCAGACCAGAGCUGAAGAAACUGUGCUUCCCCGACAAAGACCUGAGCUCCCACAUUAAGGAGAACAGGUUCCCCGGGGCCCUCCGCCAGCUCAGACAGCUCACCAGGCUUAACGUCUGCCCCAACUACACCAUCUCCUACAGUGUAGAAUCCGAUGUUCCAGCCCCAUUCGCUGUGACUGACAACACCACUGAGUUGGUAGUGACUGCCCCAUUGGACCGCGAGGAGAGGGAGACAUACAGUCCCAUGCUGAUCUGCACAGUGCAGACUGACACGAUGAUAGACACCUUUUUUGUUACACUGCAUAUCAUCGUCUACGACGAGGACGACAAUGCACCUUAUGUCAGUGGAACAGGCACAGAGGACGUGGUGCUGGAAUUUGAUCGCAAGCAGGGAAGUUAUUUUGGCAACUUGGUUGUCUAUGAUAGAGACACAACACCCAGGUAUCCCAAAUCCCAGAGUCAGAACAGAUUUGUCGGAAAUGUGAUGACCAAUGACUCAUGGAUAGAUGAAAUGUUCGCCAUAGAGUACUCUUUCAAAGAAGAGAAGGCCAUUUUUGGCAACGUCCGAGGCACUGUUCAUGAGUUCCGGCUUGCACUGAAGAAGAAUUUGUCUGUAACCGAGAAUAGGACCUUCCAGCUGGAUUACCUGGUCAAUGACACUACAUACCCCCGUCCGGAGGGAACUGUGAUGCUGCACUACAAUAUCACCAUCUUACCUGUCCCCAUCCACUUCACCAAUGUGACGUACCUCUUCGCCCUAACACGUAGAGCUAAUGUCUACUCCCAGGUCGGUAGGAUUUGUGUGGACAACAGCCUGAAGUUCCAGGGCAUCAAUGUCACAUACCGGCUAGCAGUAGCAGAGAAGACAGAGAAUGUGUCCGACGACAUACAGUCAUGCUACGCUGCGAUUAGCAUUGCACAGAGCCUCAAGGACAUGGUGGGGGUGCUAUAUGUGAACGACACAGAGGCGCUUCGCAGGCCAGAGUGCCAGGACCUGCAGUAUUUGGUUAUUGCUCAAGAGCAACAGAAUCUGCUGCAGGCUAGCACUCAGAUCCUCAUUGUGCUCGAUAGCGAUAUUGAUAAGCAGGGCCUAGAGGACCAGCGGUUCCUCUCCUGUGCAAAGGGAAGACAGCGUGGGGAUUGUGAGAACAUCAGAGGCCUGGGGGCAACCACAGGGAGGUGCCAAUGGAGACAGGGCUCUGCAAAAGGAAUAUCAGAAAGUUAUUCCACCUGCUCCCCUGACCUCCGCACGUGCCCUGAUGGCUUUUGUGAUGCAGUUGAAAGCAAAGACGCAUCAAUUUGUCCUCAGGAUUGUACACUUGAACCCGUUAUAGGUGGUCAUGAGAAGGGCAUCAUGUCUGGCAUUAGAGCCGGCCAUGGAACCUGCUACUGCUACUCUGAAAAAUGCUUCUGUGAGAAGGAUGAUGUAGAGGAGGCCAUGUGUGACGAGGUCUGCAAGACCAUCAUUGCCACCGCCGUGCUGCUCUCCUUCAUCGUCUCCAUCCUCCUGUCCUCCUACUUCAUCCAUCGUUACCACAAGAACUCCCCCAAGCCGCCCAUCACCUCGGCUGAGAUGACCUUCCGGCGGCCCGCACAAUCCUACCCAAUCAGCUACUCCGCUAACAACAUGCGCCGCGGCUCGUUGGACUCCAUGGAGAACCAAGUAGCCAUUGACACCUUCAAAAUACCUGAGGAUCCCAAAUGGGAAUUUCCACGCAAAAACCUGGUGCUGGGCAAAACGUUAGGAGAAGGGGAGUUUGGGAAGGUUGUCAAGGCGACUGCAUUCCGGCUGAAAGGAAAGGCUGGUUACACCACAGUAGCUGUGAAAAUGCUUAAAGACCACGCCUCACAUAGUGAACUGCGGGACCUCCUGUCAGAAUUCACCUUACUGAAGCAAGUCAACCAUCCACACGUCAUCAAGAUGUAUGGAGCCUGCAGCCAGGAUGGUCCAAUGUAUCUGAUUGUAGAAUAUGCCAAAUAUGGGUCACUGCGCAACUUCCUGCGUGAGAGCCGAAAGGUGGGACCCAGCUACAUGUCAGGCAACGAUGCCAACCGCAACUCGAGCUACCUGGAGAAUCCAGAUGAGAGGGCACUCACCAUGGGCGACCUGAUCUCCUUCACCUGGCAGAUCUCCAGGGGCAUGCAGUACCUGGCUGAAAUGAAGCUUGUUCACAGGGACCUCGCUGCAAGAAAUGUCCUWGUUGCGGAGGGCCGUAAGAUGAAGAUUUCAGACUUUGGUUUGUCCCGGGACGUGUAUGAGGAAGACUCAUAUGUGAAGAGGAGCAAGGGUCGAAUCCCAGUGAAAUGGAUGGCAAUAGAAUCCUUGUUUGAUCACAUUUACACAACACAAAGUGACGUCUGGUCCUUUGGUGUGCUGUUGUGGGAGAUUGUGACACUGGGUGGAAACCCGUACCCAGGCAUCGCCCCUGAACGCCUAUUUAACCUCCUCAAGACUGGCUACAGGAUGGAGAAACCAGAGAACUGUACUGAGGAAAUGUAUAAUCUGAUGCUUCGAUGCUGGAAACAGGAGUCAAACAAAAGGCCCAUAUUCAUAGACAUCAGCAAAGAACUGGAGAAGAUGAUGGUGAAAAACCGGGAUUACCUGGACCUGGCAGCGUCUACGCCAGCCGACACCCUACUGUACGACGACGCCCUCUCCGAAGAGGACACGCCCCUAGUGGACAGCAAUAAUGCCCCUCUCCCUCGAACCAUUCCCUCCACAUGGAUUGAAAACAAGCUCUAUGGCAUGUCAUACCCGAACUGGCCUGAGAAGAGCCCGGUACUGCUCAACAGACUUGAUGCCACUAACCCAGUCUUUACAAGAUAUGCCAAUGAUAGUGUUUAUGCAAACUGGAUGGCUUUGCCUUCACCCGCAAAAAUUGUGGACAAGCUUGAUAGUUAAAAGCAAAAAAACAUUGUAGAAAAUAAAGAUUCCUAAUUGGGUAGAUGUGUAUAUUUAUAUAAAACUGUACAUAUACAAUCUAAAGUUGGUGCCCAUUUAUUUCUGUUGCACGGGUAUUCCAAGUUAAAACAGGGGGAUUUCAAAAGUGCAUUUGCUGAAAAAUGGCUGGAAUUGCAUAGACCGUGUUUCAAGCAGCUCUUCGGUAUGUUAAUCAUUACCUCAAAGUCAUGUUGGCCAAGUAUCAUUGCAUGACCGUGUACCAGGUUGUAUGUCAAUGUUAAUGUCUUUCAAGUGCCUGUGCCGCUUCUACGAUAGCCUCCAAUUAGUAGUGUACGACUGUGAAGAUGUUGUUUCCAGACCAGAAAUGAAAGGGGACUUCUUUACCAUUACCUGUCCUAUAUUGUAGACCCGUGAGGUUAAGAUGGACAAAGAGUGGACACUGAGUUCAUUCAGAAAAACUGUAAAGUUUCUACUUCAUAUUUGAAAUGUAAAAGCCACUUUUGUCUUUCCUCUUUAAUAGAAUGUGGGCAUGUUCGGUGUCAAAGCUGCAGCUCACCAUUUGAUUCCUCGUAAUGGCAAUCUUUGUGCAACAAUUAGCUCGGAUUUUGAAAACAAAUGAGUGUCAUCAAUUGUUAUUUUAUCAUUAUGUGAUUAUGUUGCAAUCAAUAAAAGUUCAAAUAUGUGCGAUCUAUUUAUAUGCUAGGCUCCCUCUUCUCUCUUUCUUUCAUCAGAUGUAAUAAUGUAAAAAAUAAUGGAAGCUUACAUUGUGAAUAAAACCUUAUUUAUCUGAAGCAGUCAGAAAACAUGACUUUCUUUCCGGUAAGACAUGCUUGGUAGAAUUAGAUUACCUUAUUAUUUAAUACAAAAUAUUUUGUGUGAGUCUGUUACUCUUUAAGAUUGGUUUGAUGUGGUUUUAGUUUUCAUUGGAGGAGGGCAGGAAGGGAAGUUCUAGUCUAACAUAAACAUUAACUUUCCAUGUCAACUUCCGAAGACCUAAAUCAUYGUUAUGAGGCAAAGGAAUUAUUAGACAGAACGUGUGCUCAGCAAUACUGUAUUAUCAUGAYACUGCAGAAUAUACAAUUAUUUUAGGGGAUGGAAAAUGGUUUAUGUGCCAUAUUGAAUUCCUUGAUUUGCCCUGUCAGAAUGACAAGCAUUUAAUAAAGGAUAUUGGCUUGUUA